Auxenochlorella protothecoides is the source of this 834-nucleotide messenger RNA. RefSeq lists its product as hypothetical. The record is from RefSeq and is a predicted model, not a curated record. The transcript is spliced from 4 exons. Bases 1 to 834 code for a protein of 277 amino acids. NCBI's taxonomy places the organism in Eukaryota, Viridiplantae, Chlorophyta, Trebouxiophyceae, Chlorellales, Chlorellaceae.
AUGGCAGCACGUGGCCGUCCCUCUCGAGUGGAUCAACAUGAUCCCAAAGUUCGGUUUUCAUUGCCGGAAACAGUCCCGGUGCUGCAUGGACAAGAACCCGGAGCCAUGCUUUUUGCCGUGGGGUCAAGGUCUGUUUCCAUUCCAGAUCACGGUGUCGCGCACCGUGCAGGCACCUCCUCGGAGCACACCGUGCCGCCAACACACCGAGUGAAUCAUCGACGCAGCUUGCUUGCCGCUGUACCGGGCUUCCCAAUUUUGCACUUGCUUCUGCCUCGUUUGGCAGCCUCUCAAGAAGCCGAGCUUGUCAACAAAGUUUCACCCCUGUCCAACCUUUUACAGUCCCCAGCAGCAUUCUACCGAUCUCGACAGCAGGCGGGUGGCGGAGCCAAGAUCCUGGCGCCCAUCCGCGGGUCCAGAGCCGGCCUGGAACGCUGCCGCUUCAUAUUGAAUGAUGGGGGUCCCAACCCGUACGUGGCCAUGCUACGGCUGGCAAGGAGUGCCUCCAUGAACUGCUAUCUGUACGAACCUAACGCUGGGGAGGGGUGGGAGGCGCGCGCAUCUCUCAUCCAACAGAGCCUGCCAUUCAGCGACCCUUGCACGCUUCGCUUGAUAUACAAGAACAGCAUCACCCUGAACAAGGACCCUGCGCUCCAGCAGCAAGGGAAGGUGCAACUAGAACGUCUGAUCAGGAACUUCCAGCUUUUGGAUGACAUGCUGGAGCGGGCGUCGCAGGGGGACCAGGCAGCAGUGCAGCAGGUGCCCAAAAUUCUUGAUGACGCCAUCGAAACUAAUGCUGGUUUUGAGGCCACCAUCCUUGCAUGCCUGGGGUUGUGA